Messenger RNA from Adineta ricciae, 3774 nucleotides. The record is from the annotation of a GenBank genome assembly. Lineage: Eukaryota; Metazoa; Rotifera; Eurotatoria; Adinetida; Adinetidae.
AUGCGAUUCGCUCGACCUCUUGACGUAUUUCUGAUAAUUAUUGGUACAUUGGCAGCUCUUGGUCACGGUUCCGCUCAACCAUUACUUAUUUUAAUUUUUGGAAGUCUUAUUCAAAUAUUGAUUAAUCAAGAAAAUAGUUCAUGUUCACUUAAUCGAACUGUUUUAGUUCAACAGCCUUGUCCUUCAAAUAAUACUCAAUGUGAUUCUUCUUUGACAAAUGUCAACGAAGUUCGUCUCAAUCUGAGCAACGACGCAUAUCAAGUAUCACUUUAUAUAGUUGCCAUCGCUUGUGGUGUCAUUGUUCUUGGUUAUAUUCAAGUGUCAUUUUGGAAUAUGUCAGCUCAACGACAAAUAUGUUUAAUUCGAAAGAAACUCUUUCAAGCAAUUCUUUAUAAAGAAGUGCCUUUUUUCGAUGUACAUAGAACAGGAGAACUGAGCACAUAUUUAACAGAUAAUAUUAACAAAAUUCAUAAUGGAAUAGGAGAUAAAUUUUCUCAUGGAAUUAAAUAUUUCGCUUCAUUUAUCACAGGUGUCAUCAUUGGUUUCGCUAAAGGAUGGAAAUUAGCAUUGGUUAUUUUAUCAUUUUCACCAUUACUUUUCGGUAUGGCAAUGUUAUUUUCUAAAUUUGCAGUUAGUUUGACAAUAAUGGAAGCGAAAUCGUAUGAGAAUGCAGGUGCAAUUGCUGAAGAAGUUUUCAGUUCGAUCCGUACGGUUUUAGCUUAUAAUGGACAAAAUCGAGAAAAAGAACGUUAUGCAAAAAAUUUAAAUGAAGCAAAGAAAAGUUCUGUUCGGCGAGGAAUAAUCAAUGGUUUGACCAUGGGUUUUAUGUGUUUGGUUAUUUAUUGUGGUUAUGCAUUAGGAUUUUGGUAUGGAACAAAAUUAACAUUUGAAAAAGAAUACGAUAUUGGAAAUGUUGUUAUUGUAUUUUUUGCGAUUAUUAAUGCUGUUUUUGAUUUGGGUCAAGCUUUUCCACAAUUUCAAGCAGUUAUCGAAGCACGAACAGCUGCUUAUCCUAUUUGGCAAUUGAUCGAUGACUUUUUUAUCAUUGAAAAUUCUUUGAAUGGAGGUAUUAUCAAAGAUGAAUUGACAGGUGAUAUUCAAUUCUCAAAUGUUUGUUUUCAUUAUCCAUCUCAACCUAAUUCACCAAUACUUCAUGAUCUUUCAUUUAAUGUUAAAGCUGGACAAACAGUUGCAUUAGUAGGCACUUCUGGUUCGGGAAAAUCGACGUGUCUUCAAUUAUUACAACGAUUUUGGGAACUUAAUUCAGGUUCAAUUACGAUUAACAAUAUUCCAAUAAAUGAAUAUAAUUUAAAAUGGUUACGAGAACACAUUGGUGUUGUCAGUCAAGAACCUGUUUUAUUUCAUGGAACAAUUCGAGAAAAUAUUUUACUUGGACGACAAUCAGCUACCGAUGAAGAUAUUCGUCAAGCAGCUAAAAUGGCCAAUGCACAUUCUUUUAUUAUGACAUUACCUGAUAAAUAUGAUACUUUAGUAGGUGAACACGGAGCUGCUUUAUCAGGUGGACAAAAACAGCGCAUAGCUAUCGCUCGAGCAUUGAUUCGAAAUCCUUCCAUAUUAAUUCUUGAUGAAGCUACAAGUGCUCUUGAUAAUGAGAGUGAAGAGGUUGUUCAAAAUGCUUUAAAUAAUGCUACUAGAUAUCGAACAACAUUGGUUAUUGCUCAUCGUCUAUCAACGAUUCGAAAUGCAGAUAAGAUUAUUGUUAUAAAGAAUGGUAAAGUUGUUGAAGAAGGUAAUCAUGAUCGAUUAAUGUCCAUCAAUGGUAUUUAUCAUGAUCUUGUCAAACAACAAAGUUUAUCAAAAGAAAAAGAAGAAGAAGAAGACAAAUUUGAAAGACAAGAAAUAAUACGAACUCUAUCAGAACAACGAACCAGAUUUGAACGACUUCGUGCUUUAAGUAGUUGUGCAUCAUCGAUAUUGGAUGUAUCGAUACUUAAAGAAUUACAAGAAAUUGAUCCUGAAGAGACUAAUGUUGAAAAAUCGAAGAAGAAAAAAGAUAAAAUCUCUAAUAUAACAUUAACUAUAUUGAAAAUGAAUAAAUCAGAAUGGAUAUUUAUUCUAUUUGGAUGUUUAGCAGCGAUAUGUAGUGGAGGUAUUCAACCAUUAUUCAGUGCUAUUUUAAGUGAAUUAAUUGCAGUUUUUCAACAAUGUGAAAACAAUGAUCCAGAAAGAUCUGUACGUAUUUAUGUUAUUUUAUUUAUUGUUAUUGGAAUUUCUCGUUUUAUUGCAAUGUUCUUCCAAAAUUAUUUAUUUGGUUAUUCUGGUGGAGCAUUAACUAAACGAUUACGUUUAGAAAUCUUUUCACAUAUACUUCGUCAAGACGUCGCUUAUUUUGAUCAAUCCGAAAACAACACUGGAGCAUUAUGUACACGUUUAUCAACUGAAGCAUCAGCAGUUCAAAAUGCUACAGGUGUUUUUCUUGGGAUUAUACUUCAAAAUUUCUCUUCAAUUGGUUUAUCAAUUGUCGUUAGUUUUAUCUUUUCUUGGCAAAUGACAUUAAUUGUAUUAGCAUUUAUACCAUUCAUUGUCAUUGGUGGAUCAUUACAAAGUCAUCUGACCGGGAGAUUUGAAAAUAAAACAAAGCAAAUUUUUGAAGACGCUGGAAAAAUUUCAAUGGAAUCAAUACAAAAUAGACGUACAGUAGCAUCUUUAGCUGUCGAAGAUCAUAUUUCUGCAAAAUAUUUCGAAUUAAUUGAUAAAUCCUAUGCAUUAUCAUUCAAACGAUCUCAUCUUCUGGCAAUAAUCACAUCGAUAUCGAAUUCUUUCAUAUUCUUUUGUUGGGCUGCUCUUUUUUCGACUGCUGUUUAUCUCAUCGAUAAAAAGUUUGUUACAUUUCAAAGCGUAUUAUUAGUUGUAAAUUGUGUUAUAUUUGGUGUUCAAAGUUUAAAUGAAACUUCAUUAAUGUCAUCUGAUUACGGUAAAGCAAAACAUGCAGCAAUGAAUAUUUUAAAAUUCCUCUCUCGAAAACCACUCAUUGAUAAUGAAUCAAAUGAUGGGGAAACAAUUGAGAAUUUUCGUGGUGAAAUUGAGUUUGAUGGUGUAUAUUUCAUUUAUCCGAAUAGACCAAAUGCAAUUAUUCUCAAAAAUUUCAAUCUCAAAGUUGAAGCUGGUAAAAAAGUAGCAUUUGUUGGUAUAUCUGGUUGUGGAAAGUCAACAAGUAUACAAUUAAUUGAACGUUUCUAUGAUUCUGGAAUUGGACAGUUGUUGAUUGAUUCAAAAGAAAUUCAAACACUUAAUUUACAAUGGUAUCGAUCACAACUUGGUAUUGUUUCACAAGAGCCAAUUUUAUUUAAUACCUCUAUUCGAGAUAAUAUUGCAUAUGGUGAUACAAGUCGAUGUGAUAUUCCUCUAGAGGAAAUUAUUCAAGCAGCAAAAGAUGCAAAUAUUCACGAUUUUAUUCAACAACUUCCAGAAGGAUAUGAAACGAUUUGUGGUUCGAAAGGAAAUCAUUUAUCAGGUGGACAAAAACAACGAAUCGCUAUUGCUCGAGCUUUAAUUCGAAAUCCAAAGAUACUUUUAUUGGAUGAAGCAACCAGUGCGCUCGAUAGUGAAAGUGAAAAAAUCGUUCAGGAAGCAUUAGAUAAAGCUCAACAAAAUCGAACAUCGAUUAUAAUUGCACAUCGUCUAUCAACAAUCCAAAAUGCAGAUUUGAUUUGUGUUAUACACAAAGGAAAACUUGUUGAAAAAGGUACUCAUGACGAAUUAAUUGCACAGAAUGGACGAUAUUAUCGAUUAGUUCAUGGAAAAGUCCAGUGA